Messenger RNA from Coccidioides immitis RS, 919 nucleotides. RefSeq lists its product as uncharacterized. The record is from RefSeq and is a predicted model, not a curated record. Lineage: Eukaryota; Fungi; Ascomycota; Eurotiomycetes; Onygenales; Onygenaceae. The coding region runs from base 1 to 888 and encodes 295 amino acids. The transcript is spliced from 8 exons.
AUGGUCUUUGACCUUGGCAACAGAGCUCUGUGCUUUGGCUUUGUGGCUGCAAUCAUGUUUGCAGUGCUUUUUGUCAUUGUGCUGCUGUGGAUUUGCUCAUGGUUUUAUCAGAUCUUGGUUCUUGGUUAUAUAUUGCUCAGCAUUGCAGCUGUGGUCAUGGUGAGACUCCAUCUGAAGCAGCUGCAGGCCAUGGAUACUGUUAAAGCACAGAGGUGCUGUGAAGCUGAGCUUCCACCUAUUAUGACUGUGGAAGCUAAGCCCUGGGGAAUAAUGGUGCUGUCACAGCCAUGGGUCAUGGUUGAUGGGCUGCAUGGUGGCCUGAAGCUACAGAAUAACUGGAAAGAGAUGUGGGCAUAUAAUGCUGUGACACUGUUUGCAACAGAUAUCAGUAUCACCAGACAGUUAUCAUAUGUGCAAGAGCUACUGUGUUGCUUUAUUGAGGAACAGAAGAGCAUGAUUAAUUGGGGUGAAGAGUUGUGCAACUAUUAUUAUCAAGACUGGAUAUGCAAUUGGAUGGACUGGUUGCUGGCAGAGGAUGAUAAGAUUCUAAUUCUGCAUUACUCUCUUUAUCUUGUCAGCUGCUUGGAUGGAGGUGGUAGCAGAGAUGUUCAGCUGCUGGAGGAAGAAUCAAAAGACAAACCUCUGGGAAUUCAUGGCACAGUUUUCCAUGGAAGGGUUGAUGUGGCUUGUAUCCUUGCCAAGGAAUUGAAUGAAUGGACUGGAAGAAUGCUGGUGACUGUUUCUGCCCAUCUGGCAGUAUGGGAUGCAGUCUGUGAUGUUGCCCUCCAUGAAAAGGCAAGGCUUGGUUUUCAGGAAUUGGAAUAUCAACCAGAAGCGGACAAAGGAAGCUUCUGGGCACCAGAUAACAUGCCAAGCAAUAUAGCUUGAUCAUGCACACUUGGGCACUGAAGUCUUUCUG